AUGUCCUAUUACGACUGGGUUGCUAAGGUCGAUCUCAUCGAUGGAGAGGGUGUGAUCCUGACUCUACCACUUAUCCCUGACGACAGUCCACAGAUUAGAAGUGGAGGGUUUCGAUGCACCUUUACGUCGACUGCCGAUUUGUGGGAGCGAAGUCGAGGAGGAUACGAGGCCUGCUACUACUUCCGAGCUGGGUUUGCCAAGGGUCUCCGCAGCGAAUAUUUUGAGGUUGUAAGAGACCCAGACAUUGCAGGCUUGAGGGCUGAGCAACACCGAACAGAAAUCGACGUUCUGCGGGCCACGCAAGUAUUCCAAGCGAAAGCGAAGGAUAUCCGGAAGAAAGACGUAGAGGCCAUCGAAGAGCAGGGCGAUUUAGGUGCGCCUAAUUCAUGCCUUCGCCGACUAAGAGCGACAACCCACCCCAAGGACUUUAGCGACAAAAAGCAGUUCCUGAGGAAUCUUAUUUCGCUACAGUGUACUCUUAAGCCGGAUGGCCCUAAUGCCGAGGACGAUGCCAAACUGCAGCAUGUCCAUGCAGCUGUCAAGCAGCUUAUUCGCAAAGCGGCUGCAGCUACCAGGUCGGGCGUCGUCUCGUGGAAUAUGCACUUUGAAGGCUAA
Molecule: messenger RNA, 615 nt
Organism: Fusarium falciforme
Lineage: Eukaryota; Fungi; Ascomycota; Sordariomycetes; Hypocreales; Nectriaceae
Exons: 3
Coding region: 1-615 (204 amino acids)
Source: RefSeq, a predicted model, not a curated record